AUGGCACAAGAUAUGGCUAAGAGGUUUUGGGUGGGGGGUGUCCUAGAAGACAGUCGUUUUCCUUUGUGGAAUUACAUGUCCCAAGCUGAGAGUGCGAAGGAGAAGUCAGAUGGACGACGUUCAAAGGAAUCCAAAGAUAUCAGAUUAGAGUACGUGUGA
Molecule: messenger RNA, 159 nt
Organism: Sclerotinia sclerotiorum 1980 UF-70
Lineage: Eukaryota; Fungi; Ascomycota; Leotiomycetes; Helotiales; Sclerotiniaceae
Exons: 1
Coding region: 1-159 (52 amino acids)
Source: RefSeq, a predicted model, not a curated record